CGAGCCGAUGACCGCGCGCGCGAACUCAACUGAUCGCAGUGCAUCGUAGCCCGCCGUCGGGCCGUGUAGUCCCGGAUGUCAUUAGACUAUAUAAUUAUUUUAUUCUGAUUACGUUUCAUGUGAAGUGUUUUCGGUUUUCUUGCACUUAUACCACAUUUUCAAUUCGUUAAUUUUUUUCGCCAAUUGUAUUUUAGUGUAAUCGAAAUUAAGGAAUUACGUGCACGCAAAUGGUAUCGUCUCUUCUCCGUUAUGAAGGAACACCGAACCAAAGGACUUAGGGUCACAACUACUGAAAGCAUAAUUAGUGACAAAAAUGACACUAUGACCGAGGGUGCAGAAGGUUGCAGUGACGAUCCGCUGGCUUCAUUACAGUUAGAUGUCGCUUCUGGUGGCCCGUCGUCAGAAAGCCAACAGCCAGAGAGUCAGGCGGAAGUGUCCACAUUGUGUAUAUCGUCGGCGGACAAUGAUAUCGACAAAAUAAUCGCCGGCGAAUGGCAUGGAGGAGAAUGCAAAACAGGUUGUUGCAGCAGGUGUGCGUUCAGAGAAUGGAGGCUGGUCGGUGAUAAGUUGCAGUUAUUUUGUUUCAAAGACUAUGAUGCGUUGAUAGCAACUCGUCCAGCGAUAGCUAACAUACAGUUUUGCUUCCGGUUCAAGUCUAGCCCGAAAUGUCUGAAGCAUCCGAACGUGCCGAACGCAAAUUGUUUCAUAUUUUUCGACAUCGUCUCGGGUGAUAUCCACAAAAAUUGGAUGCAAGUGGUGCGCCGAUUGAAAGAGACGUCGGCCAACGCAACGGUCGCACAGCUGCGCCGGUGGUCGCGGGCCGUGGACGAGAACGGCAACACUGCGCUAAUAUUGGGCGCCAAGCGGCUAAUGAACUGCGGAUUGUUUAAACGCGCGUACCAGUUCGCAGUCAUGAUGCUGAAAUUCGGUAGUGACGUCAACUGGUUGAACAACGGCGGUCGCUCGUUAAUUACAUACACCGUACAUUACAUGGAUCAGGCUAUAGACAUCACUAGACUCUUAUUGAACUGUGGAGCAACCGUAUGGCUCGAAGAUUGCAAUUCGGAAGCUAGACUCCACUACGUGAAAUUACUGAAGGAAUACCGCACAAAAACGGAGACGGAUCUGCAGCGAUGUCUGACCGAUGACCCGAUCGAAAGUCCACUGGACAGCAUAUUCACUUGGUUCCUACGUUCCGUCAUGAUCAGAAGGCGCAUGGACGACAGUUGCCUGCGCACAUUGUCACUACUCUCACAGUCGAUGGGCGAGGACCCGACCAGGAUGCACUCGCACGUCAUGCGCACCAUGUUCAGUCACGCUCAGUGUUACAAUAUAUUCGGACCGGUGUUCUUCCAGAUCAAAAAGGCCCUGGCACCCCAGUGGGUGCAACCGCACUCGCUGCAGCAGCUGUGCCGCAAGUCCAUACGGCGGUCGCUGUUUCGCGGCCGCCACGGUAACGCGCACCCCGACACGGUGGCCGAGCUGAACCUGCCCAAGCCCCUGGAGUCUUACGUCUCCUACCACGACUGAACCACUGCCCAUCAUCAUCUCUACCACGACCAACACCUGACCAUCCCCUCUCCUCAUCGUCAACAGUCAUCAACGGAUAUACCUACACGUCUUCCACGCCGUAUAAUAUAAAUACAAUCUUAGCCCCCCCCCCUCGCCACCAAUUAUCACGAAAAUUAAAAUUAAUAGACAAGACAGUGAGUUAACGAAAUGUUAUUAUAUUUGAAUGAUUGCAGUUUGGAUACAAUGAUUUAAAACAUAAAUACAUUUUUUAAAGCUAUAAAAUAUUCGAAUAAAAAUUCUAACUGGGAACUAAUUCGGAUACAAUACGUGACGCGGAAUUACGUAAUAUUGCGUCAAACACCAUCGGAACUAUACCUUAACUUACGUCGGUGUUUAAUAUUAUAAAAUAUAGUAAAUAACAUUUUUUGUGGCAUCCUAUUCCCCCCCCCUCACCCCCACGAAAUACCAAUUAUCAUUGAUUCCUCGUACAACCUAUAUUAUUACAUGUGCGUAUAUCCUAGGUAUAUUAUAUAUAUAAUAUAUAAUGGUUAUAUAAUAUAUACUAAAUUAAUUGCCAAAGCUUUCGAUUCGAAACUUACACUAUAUAGUUAAUAAAUAUGAUAUCACCAGACGCCGCCGGUGUGUCUAUGUAUCAUGCCAGCUAAUUUCGUUUGGCCAAUAAUACCUAAGUCGAUAAGUCCGCGCGUGGCUCCUGUUAUAUUUAUAUUAUUAUAUACACCCAGCUUUUCGACAAAGUUAUAUCAUUAUCGACUUACUCUAUUUUUACUUAUAUAUAUAAAUUGUUUUAUAUUUCGUAACUCCAUAAUAUUAAUAACUAAUAAUCAUAUAGCCGUUGCCUUGUCUUAUGUAAUAUUUUUAUCGAGUGUGUGCAAGAACAUUUUGUGUAUUAACUACCUUAUAUAAAGCUAUUGGUAGGUAGGUAGUAAACUAUUUUACUCACCCAAUGAAAAUCGCUAAAAUAUUGAUUGGACACUAUAAUAUAUAUUGUGAUAUUGGGCGGCAUAGUUCGAUAUUACUCACAAUCGGGUUGCAAAAAAAGUUGUACUUGCCUCGUAAAACAGUAUAAUAAAUAUAGGCGAAUAAUUUCAUAUUAUUAACCUAUAUACAAGACGUGUAUAUAUUAUAUAUAUAUUAUUUCACGUACUAAUGUCACAAAAAAUAUUUAUUGUAUUUACACGAUUAUUGUAGGUACCUAAAUUUUAAUUUUUUUUAAUAGAGUCAUUAGAGUCUAUAUUAUAUUAUAAUGUAUAGUCUAUGGACGAUUUAGUUUAGAUAUAACUUAUUAAGUAUUAGAAAUAUGUAAUUUAGAUUAACCGUUUGAAAUGUAUUAAAUCACGCGUCUUGCCAAAUACAUAUCGCUUAACUACACCCAAGUGUCGUGACUGCAGCGUUAUAUUUGGCAAUACAAUUGUUUAGAAAUAUAAUAUUAUAACAGCUGAAAUCACGUGUUUACCUGAUUAUCGGAGAAUGUAAAAUAAACAGCGAUUAUUGUUAAUCCUUCACGUUAGAUCAUAAUUAUAAAUAUAUGUAUUAACAAUUGUUAUAUUGUAACUCUCCAUUGUAGUUCUCCGUGAUACCGUCUAGAUAUAGUUAUACAUUCGUUGCAGUAUCUAUAUAUGUGGGUACCUGUUACCUGUGUAUUAUAAUAUAAAAUAUGUUAAGAUUUGUGAUUACUGCCCUUGGCAUUUACAUAAUAUAUAAUAUUAUAACACA
Messenger RNA from Metopolophium dirhodum (rose-grain aphid), 3246 nucleotides. RefSeq lists its product as uncharacterized. Gene Ontology annotation, biological process: intracellular signal transduction. Bases 250 to 1530 code for a protein of 426 amino acids. NCBI's taxonomy places the organism in Eukaryota, Metazoa, Arthropoda, Insecta, Hemiptera, Aphididae. The record is from RefSeq and is a predicted model, not a curated record. The transcript is spliced from 8 exons.